AUACGGCCUCCUAUUGUGAAUGGCCCAAUGCCGGCACGGCCACUGGUUGCACUCCUGGAUGGACGAGAUUGCACUGUGGAGAUGCCCAUCUUGAAGGAUGUUGCUACAGUGGCAUUUUGUGAUGCUCAGUCAACUCAGGAAAUCCAUGAAAAGGUGCUGAAUGAGGCAGUAGGAGCUCUGAUGUAUCACACCAUUACCCUUUCUCGUCAGGAUCUGGAGAAAUUCAAAGCCCUCAGGGUCAUUGUGCGUAUUGGCAGUGGCUAUGACAAUGUUGACAUCAAAUCUGCUGCAGAAUUAGGCAUUGCAGUUUGCAACAUCCCUUCCUCCUCAGUAGAGGAGACUGCUGACUCCACCCUCUGCCACAUCUUGAACCUCUAUCGCCGUGUUACUUGGCUACAUCAGGCUAUGCGGGAAGGGAAUCGAGCCUCGAGUGUAGAACAGAUUCGAGAGGUGGCUGGAGGCGCUGUGCGUAUCCGUGGGGAGACUUUGGGCAUCAUUGGACUAGGCCGAGUUGGACAGGCAGUGGCUCUGCGAGCCAAGUCCUUUGGCUUCAACGUGAUUUUCUAUGAUCCCUAUCUGCCGGAUGGAGUGGAGCGAUCCUUGGGUUUACAACGAGUAGGAACCCUGCAGGAUCUACUAAUGCACAGCGAUUGCAUCACAUUGCACUGCAGCCUGAAUGAACAUAACCAUCACCUCAUCAAUGACUUCACUAUUAAACAGAUGCGCCAGGGCUGCUUCUUAGUGAACACAGCCCGGGGAGGGCUGGUAGAUGAGAAAGCCUUAGCACAAGCCUUGAAAGAAGGGAGAAUCAGAGGAACAGCAUUGGAUGUGCAUGAGUCUGAGCCUUUCAGCUUUGCUCAGGGGCCCUUAAAAGAUGCACCCAAUGUGAUCUGCACCCCUCACACUGCCUGGUACAGUGAGCAGGCUUCCAUUGAAUCCAGAGAAGAUGCAGCUAAAGAGAUCCGCAGAGCUAUUACAGGUCACAUACCUGAUGCUUUGAGGAACUGUGUUAAUAAGGAGUACUUGCUGUUAGCAGCUCAGUGGUCCAGUAUUGAUCCUGCAACUGUCCACCCAGAACUCAACGGAGCUGCAGCUUACAGGUUUCCUCCAGGAGUAGUGGGAGUAGCCACCCCUGGGCUACCAGAACCACCAGUAGUGGAAGGGAUUGUAACUCAUGGGAUCCCUUCUGUUUCUCACUCUGCACCCCGUACCCCUUCCCCAGGAGAGACGAGCAAACUGGAUGCAGACAGAGAGAUUCCUGCGGACCAAUAGCAGCAUCUUUCUCUCCUCUUCUCUGGCAGCAGAAAAAAGUAGGAGGGUAUCUCCUCCUAGGACCUUCUUUAACACCCUACAGAGACUGUUUCCUGUUCAUACAGGACGGGAGAAUACAUUUCAUUACCGGCAAACUUUAGCUCUUGCCUUUAUUUUGUAACCCUUUAGUUUUAAUCUCUCAAUGAAUCUUUCUCCUUCUCUGGAGCAGGGCAGCAGUGACCUUGCCUCCCCUCUGAAAUACUUGGUUUAACCAACGAUUUUUCCCAUAUAUCUGCCUCAGCUGUCUGUGACAGGAAACUG
This is a messenger RNA of Pelecanus crispus (Dalmatian pelican), 1572 nucleotides long. The record is from RefSeq and is a predicted model, not a curated record. Lineage: Eukaryota; Metazoa; Chordata; Aves; Pelecaniformes; Pelecanidae.